Molecule: messenger RNA, 555 nt
Organism: Salvia miltiorrhiza (redroot sage)
Lineage: Eukaryota; Viridiplantae; Streptophyta; Magnoliopsida; Lamiales; Lamiaceae
Exons: 2
Coding region: 1-555 (184 amino acids)
Source: RefSeq, a predicted model, not a curated record
AUGGAAUUACAACUUAUACGAGCCGAGUUCACUCGUGCAGUCACCGCCUCCGUCACCGUCUCCGGCCUCCUCGGGCCGAGCUACACGGAUAUCGAGUCUUUGUUGUUCCCGAUCAACACUGGCGUCCACAGUUACGAAGGAAUCUCAAAGCCUCUAUUGGCAGUGCAAGUCACGGAGCUCGACGACAGCAUCUUCAUCGACUCCGCCGCUAACCACGCCGCCGUGGACGGCGCUUCCUUCUGGCAUUUCUUCAACUCUUGGUCGGAGAUCUCUCGAGGUUCGGAAUCGAUUUCGAAAUCCCCAAUUUUCGACCGUGACCGCUACAAUGGUGCUGCCGCCGCCGUUGAUAACAGACUCAUCCAUAUCCCUACGUUAGAGAAAAACCUAAUGGCCGCUCCAUCUCAAUUGGUGCUGCAGAAGGUAUUCCACUUCAACAAAGAAGAGUUAAGUCAAUUGAAGGCUAAAGCUAAUUCCGAAGCCGGCACUGACAAAAUAUCUACUCUGCAAGCACUCAUGGCGCAUCUGGCGGAGCACGGUGCGCUCUCAAGCAGCUAA